GUUCGUCUGUGUAUAACACAAACAACACUAUCUCUCGGCCCGCAUUCACUCCUCGUUUGUCGCACUUCACUCAAGGUCGGAGGGAAUUUCGAGGCUUUUAGUCGGAGUGACGGUUUUCUCAGCAACUGAUCCAACUUGCCAACCCCAUCUUACAGCAACGAUGGUACCGAUAGCUUCGUCCAUUGGCAAAGCGAUGUUCUUGACCGGUGUCGGGUUAGUGGCCACAGGUUUGGUCGGCCGCUACUACUUUAUCCGUCGUCGCCAGCAGCGAACUUCUCUCCCGACCCUUGGCGACAGAGAUGUUGUUAUUAUUACCGGGUGUGAUUCCGGUUUGGGCUUCAACAUGGCCAUUAUGUGCCUCGAGGCGAAUGCUGCCGUAAUCGGUACAUUUGUCAGCACCAGCUCGGACGGGUAUGCCAAGCUUUGCAACAGUGCCCACAAAAAGAUGAUACCAGUGAUACUGGACCUGUGCGAUGAAUCGAGCAUCAAUGCGGCAAUCAAAACCAUCCGGGCCAUCCUUAGCGACGCCACCAUCCGCCUGUACGCGCUAGUCAACAACAGUGCGGUGAUGUGCUUCGGCGAGGCGGAAUGGUUACCGGCAACACUCAUUACCGAACAGCUGCGCGUGAAUCUCGCCGGUCCACUCCUAUUUACUGGUGGGCUGAUUGACCUGCUCCGUCGGGACCGCGCCCGGCUGGUCAUUGUCACGAGCCAUUGCAGCCAACAGGCGCUGCCCGGGUUGAGCGUUUACUCGGCCACUAAAGCCGCCCUACACGGCUGGGCAACGGCGAUCCGAUUCGAGCUGGAACCGCACGGCGUUCCCGUGGUCGAGAUCAUGCCUGGUUCCUUCCUUCUCCACUCCAACAUCUGCGCCCGCCAGGCGACCUUUUUCGACGCAAUGUGGGCCGGUAUGGCUGAGGAACAGCGGUGCUGUUACGGGCGCUACUUUCAACGUUACCGCGACUAUCUCGACCCCAUCUGCCAGCCACGACCGGCACAGCGAUUUCCAGAGGAUAACACUCUCAGCGCCGUUAUCAACGGUGCGCUAUUCGACCCCGUGCCCAAGCGGAUGUACAAAUGUGAACCAUGGCGGUACUGGUUGUACUAUACUGCAUUCGCUUGGACGCCCUACUCGGUACGGAGCUGGCUCAUUCGCCGCUUCCUAGCCAUGCCCACCUAUCAUGAGGACUAGCGGAUGAUGUUUGGUCGUCUUCACCCUCGAGGAGCCGCACACCGCCCGCCCGCUUUUCUAUUAACCAACUAACCAAUCUUCCCAACGCCAAACCCGUUUGAGAACAUAGAUAUCUACUAUGACAGACUUUAUGUACUCAAUUGAUCUUGAUUGCCUCUGUGUCACCUCAUCAAUAUGUACAAUAAAUGCAAUAUAUACGCUUCGAUCCGA
Messenger RNA from Anopheles aquasalis, 1402 nucleotides. It is a transcript of the gene sro, whose product is annotated as SDR family oxidoreductase shroud. The record is from RefSeq and is a predicted model, not a curated record. Gene Ontology annotation, molecular function: oxidoreductase activity. Gene Ontology annotation, biological process: steroid metabolic process. Gene Ontology annotation, cellular component: intracellular membrane-bounded organelle. Lineage: Eukaryota; Metazoa; Arthropoda; Insecta; Diptera; Culicidae.